AUGAAUCAUAUUCCUUGGGUUGCGGUGUGUGCCAUAACGAUUGCUACGCUGUGUCUUAUUGCUUCGGCUGCCAUUGUGGUGUCGUCUGAUGGGAGUGUUUCGGAAUGGGGUCUUCAACCUCAUGUCGUGCUUGGUGUGCUUAGUUCGGUUGCUACGGCUUCACUUGUUGUUUCGCUGUCUACUGGGGUUGCAAUCACUUGGUGGCAUGCGGCUCACGCUGGAACCGAAGCGCACAGUCUUCACUCGAUCUGGAGCUAUAGUCCAAUGGGCGGCGGCGCUUACUCCAUGAUACGGCACGGCUUCAAGAACAUGAACAAAGUUGCCGUGGCGUCGACCUUGACUGCAUUAGCAAGCAUUGCCUACAGUCCACUUCUCCAACGAUCUUCCGGUGUGACAUCAGCCGGGGUCAGUACGGAAGUGCCUAUGAAUCUUCACAUCGUCCAAAACUUAACGACCAACUAUACGGGAUAUGUCGAUACCGAUUUCUACGGUAACGUUGGAGUCCCCAAUGACUUCUCCGGUCUCGUUCAGAAGUGGUUCGGAGGCAACAAUACACAAGCUAUCAAUCAACCCGGCUUUGUCUGUGAUGGAACAUGUAUUGGCUCUGUGCCAAGUGCAGGAAUGUCGUAUACCUGCUCAAACAUAACAACUUCUAUUCCAUUGAAGCAACAAACACUGAACAGCAGCUUUUACGGCUUCAAUACCACAUAUGUCAGAAGUCUUGACGAGAAUCAGAACCCCAUAAUGCUCUUAACAGUCAACUAUAUCGACGGCGUAGACGAAAAUUGCAACGCAAACCUCAUCACCAAAACCUGCAACAUCUCGGCCGGGACAGUCGAUUUCCCCAUCAAAAUGGCAAACGCCAGCAUCCUCACCAACGAAAAGUCCCUACCGAUCCAGAACUUCGUCCCUCAUCCUUACGAAGGCGAUAGCCCCGACACCCUCAACGGAGAUAGCACCGGCCCCUUAGGCGGUCUCGUCUGGUUCGGCAUCAAUUUCUUCUGGGCCCAAGACGAAAUCGUCUACAAUAACGGCACCGGCUUCAUCGAUUACACAAACGGCACCAUGCCCAUCCAAUAUUUCGACUACUCCUACACCGCGCCCGACAAUCCGCAAUGCUCGUACCGAUGGCUGGACCCUUCUCCCGACAUCCUGAAUGCGUUUAGCGAGAUUCUGUUCUGGGCUUCUAUCGAUGCGGCGGAUGUCGGCGAGGCUCCGGUAACGUUCCAGGUUCUGCAGACGAAUGAUAGGUUGGUUUAUACGGCGGUGUAUUCGUAUUUGGUGGUCGCGAGUUUGAUGCUGGCGGCGGCGAUUGUGAGUGUGGCGGCGACGCUGUAUGGGUGGUGGCAUUUGGAUAGGGAGGUUUCGAUGAAUCCGCUGGAGACGGCGAGGGCGAUUAGGGAGGGGAUGUUUGAACAGAAGAGUGGGAGUGAGAGGGAGAUGUUAAGGUUGACGUGA
Mollisia scopiformis is the source of this 1458-nucleotide messenger RNA. RefSeq lists its product as uncharacterized. NCBI's taxonomy places the organism in Eukaryota, Fungi, Ascomycota, Leotiomycetes, Helotiales, Mollisiaceae. Bases 1 to 1458 code for a protein of 485 amino acids. The record is from RefSeq and is a predicted model, not a curated record. The transcript is spliced from 2 exons.